UUGACAUAUUUUGACAAGUGACAUUUGUAGGUUAUCAACUCGGGUCAUUGUUGUCUCGGCUACAAAAACUCUUCCAAACCAGAUAAAAAUAUGUGUAAAUAGUUUAAAAAAGUGAUUGAAUCACUUCAAACGAACAUGUCAACGAAACGGCCCAUUUAGUUAAUUUUUCCUUUAUUUAUUUGCGAACGGUGUAAAUAGGUCACAAUGAAGACUGAUAACAUUGCUCCAGGGGACGUUAUUUGGAGCAAUAACGACUUGUUAACCGACGAAACAUGUCUCCCUGUAAUCGGUAAUUGCCAAAUCUCUUCAAUCCUCUCAAACCUCGACUCCGGAGACAAGAACGAAGUUCCAACAAACGUGCGUGCCGACAAUAACGAUUUAAAAUCAAGCCACGAAAACAAUUACGUCAUACUCAAAGAGAACAGUGAUAAGUCCGAUUCAGUAAAAAAACAAAGCUUUAAGAAUGGAAACAACUUUGAAAACAUGCUGUACUUCGUCUGCAAUUUAUGCCCGUUCCUGUGCACAAAAAACUCGAAAAUCACCGAACACCUCGAAAACGCACACAAAAACAAAACGGUUCGGAAACUCCCCCACUUAAAAUGCCCAGCGUGCCCUAACGUCUUCUUCCACAAAAUGUCUCUAAGGUCCCACUUGAUCCACGACCAUGGCGUCGGCAACUCCGACAUAAAUUUGAUAAUCCAAGCGGUGGUUUAUGGCGCAAAUAAAGCAAAAAGUUCCGAUAGUAAGAAAGUACCGUUUAAAAUUGAGUCUCGAGAAAACAGCGACGGGGCUUCCCCCAAAAGCAUCGACCUAUCGAAAGUUGAAACACCAACGGUCAAAACCGAAAAUAUUUUCAACAAACAUAUCAUCAGUAAGUUAAUUGGGGCGAAGAAAACCCAGACCUGCGUGGUGCCAAUGUGCAAAGUCACUUUGCAAAGUGCAGACAAUAUGAACUACCACAUAAGUUGCCACAAGGACUCGGGCUUUGCGUGCCUGGUCUGCAGCGAGUUUUUCAUGUCCUGGAAGCAGCUCACGAGUCACUUGUGGCGACUGCACAAAAUCGACAUGGAGCUCUACUCGUGCGAUAAGUGCAGCUACAAGUCGGUCAGUUUGGCCAAACUGAACAACAUCCACAAGCUGAUUCACGGCGACGUGCGGGCCUACGUCUGCAACGUGUGCAAGAAGGCCUUCAAGAACAGCAAACAGCUCGGAAACCACAAAAUCACCCACAAGAAGGAAUUCGAGCGUUUGAAGUUCACCUGCGAGAUCUGCUCGAAGAGCUUUUCGGAUAAAAGACAGCUCAAAAUCCACAUGAACGUGGUGCAUGAAAAAAUCAAGCCGUUUUUGUGCAACUACUGCGGGUACAAGGGCUCGUCGCGCAGCUCUCUGAAAAUGCACAUCAGGCAACACACGGGGGAAAAACCGUUCACUUGUGAUUCCUGCUCCUAUGCCACCUCCGACCACAACUCGCUCAGGAGGCACAAGCUGAGACACACGGGCCAAAAGCCGUACAAGUGUUCGUACUGUUCCUACGCUUGCAUCCAGAGUAGUACUUACAAAGUGCACAUCAAGACCAAACAUCCGGGGCAGGAGAAAGACCUGAUGUUCACGUGCCAGGAGUGCCAGUUUCGGUCCGUUAAUAAAGAAAUGUACGUUGCUCAUAUGAUCACGGUUCACGAUCAAAAACCACAAAGUUAAAAUAGAUUUUAUUUAUCUAA
Tribolium castaneum (red flour beetle) is the source of this 1718-nucleotide messenger RNA. Its product is annotated as zinc finger protein 595. Lineage: Eukaryota; Metazoa; Arthropoda; Insecta; Coleoptera; Tenebrionidae. The record is from RefSeq and is a predicted model, not a curated record. Gene Ontology annotation, biological process: regulation of DNA-templated transcription. The coding region runs from base 205 to 1698 and encodes 497 amino acids. Gene Ontology annotation, molecular function: RNA polymerase II cis-regulatory region sequence-specific DNA binding; DNA-binding transcription factor activity, RNA polymerase II-specific. The transcript is spliced from 2 exons.